Molecule: messenger RNA, 999 nt
Organism: Debaryomyces fabryi
Lineage: Eukaryota; Fungi; Ascomycota; Pichiomycetes; Serinales; Debaryomycetaceae
Exons: 1
Coding region: 1-999 (332 amino acids)
Biological process (GO): transmembrane transport; carbohydrate transport
Cellular component (GO): membrane
Molecular function (GO): carbohydrate:proton symporter activity
Source: RefSeq, a predicted model, not a curated record
AUGCUAGAUAUUAGUAAUGAAAAAAGCAAUAAUAUAGAAGUUUUUACUUCUGGAGAUAAUUAUUUAAAUAAUGAGGAUCAAAAGGAAUUGACUUUGAAAGAUGUUACACCAAGACUAUCAAAGUGGUGGUUUCAAUACCCAUAUUUGUUAAAAUUAAAUAUAUUUUUGGGAUGUGCUCUAUUCGGUAUGGUUACUCAAGGAUAUGACGGUACCUUGAUGGGUAAUUUACAAACAAUUCCCAGUUGGAAUAGUUAUUAUGAUAAUCCUUCUGGUGAAAGGUUGAGUACUUUAUCAAACGGUCAAGUGUUUGGGUCAAUAGCUUCAGUACCUUUUUUGGUAAUAGUUGGUAACCGUAUUGGAAGAAAACAUAUGCUUCUUGUUGGAGUCAUUUUAUCGAUUCUCGGGGCUGGAUUACAGGCAGGUGCAGUGAACUAUGGUAUGUUUCUCGUAUCUCGUAUUUUUCUAGGUCUUGGUUCUGGUGCAACACAGGUUUCGUCUGCACCGUUGCUAGCUGAAACUGCCUACCCUUCUCAAAGACCAGCUAUAACAAGUAUGAUGCAAGCGAGCUUUCCUGCUGGUGCAUUUAUGGCGGCACUUUUUGUAUAUGCUGGUUUUGAAUCAGAUGUGAAAUAUAACGAUUGGUCCUGGCGCAUGCCUUCAGUGUUACAGGCUGCUUGUCCAAUAAUUCAAUUAAUUUUGGUAUACUUUUGUCCAGAAUCACCAAGAUGGCUUAUAGCUCACAACAAGGAGAACGAGGCGUUCGAAGUUUUGACUAAGUAUCAUGCGGGUGGAGAUAGGAAUAGCGAUUUAGUUAAAUUUGAAAUGGUAGAAAUAAAAGCCGCAAUUAUAAAAGAGCAGAGUGGAAGGAAAGUUUCCUGGUUAGCAUGGUUUCACACAAAAACAAACCUUCACAGAUUAUUUUCUCACCAUUGCGUUACCGUCUAUUAUACAGUUGUGUGGAUCUUCACUCGUAUCGUACUAUUUUUCAAUUGUUCUUGA